Molecule: messenger RNA, 306 nt
Organism: Microthlaspi erraticum
Lineage: Eukaryota; Viridiplantae; Streptophyta; Magnoliopsida; Brassicales; Brassicaceae
Source: the annotation of a GenBank genome assembly
AUGCCGCGCGAGCCGGGGAACAAAGCCUCGCGGCCGCGCAACCCACUCCGCGUACCACGGCCGAUGCGUCCGUCCGAGCCGGGAAACAACGUCCCACGUCCGGCCGAGAAACCAUCGGCCAAAUCUUCAUCCGUCCGACCACGCCGGCCGACCGUGAAAUCAUCCGGCCACGACCGUUCCGAUCGCUACCAAGACCCGACUGUCCGGCCGAUCGUCCCGACCGACCGUCCGAACGCCGCGGUCGACCCGAAGCCGUUUUUGAAGCCCAAUCCGCACAAUUCAAGCCCAAAGCCGGCGCCGACCUAG